Drosophila miranda is the source of this 517-nucleotide messenger RNA. Its product is annotated as guanylate kinase-associated protein mars-like. Lineage: Eukaryota; Metazoa; Arthropoda; Insecta; Diptera; Drosophilidae. The record is from RefSeq and is a predicted model, not a curated record. The coding region runs from base 5 to 409 and encodes 134 amino acids. The transcript has 2 exons.
UGAAAUGAAAAAGGCUAAGGCGGAUGUGGUAUCAGCGGACGAUGCCCCGCAAACUCCAUCUCGCAGCAGCACUCAGCGUGUGAUCGUAGUACGCGACCGUCGGUCCUUCUCUCCUGCUCGCACCGUCCUGCGCAUGUCUGUAGGCGAGAGCCGUUCUUCCAAUGGUGACAACACUCUGCUCAAGUCUGCUAUAUUGGCCGCAGCCGAACAAAACGCUCUUAAUCAUACCCCCCCUCCCAAUAAGGGACGCCAGUCGAUUCUGAAAAGACCAGGGACCAGCAAGCGUGAAAGUCGUGGAGUUAUUUUCAGUACAAAGAAAAAUGUACGGCACUUCAAAUUCACCUACGAAGAAGGCACUAUUAGCGAUGACCAGGGCCCAGCAGAAAAUGAGCCGCAAUCCGCGUCUUAGGCCAUCCACCGAGUUUAUGUAGUUUAUCUAUCAUUUAUUAUUUAAAGUUACGUUUUUGUUUAUAUGUAUAGUAUUAUUUAAUUCUGAAAAUUAUGUUUCAAUUUCAAA